Messenger RNA from Caenorhabditis elegans, 1130 nucleotides. It is a transcript of the gene F21H7.5, whose product is annotated as Major sperm protein. The transcript is spliced from 4 exons. The record is from RefSeq and is marked reviewed. The coding region runs from base 93 to 1013 and encodes 306 amino acids. Lineage: Eukaryota; Metazoa; Nematoda; Chromadorea; Rhabditida; Rhabditidae.
AGUUUUCAAAAUCAGUAUUCAAUACUUGUCUCCAUAAAUUGGAGUUUUUCGACGGAUAAAGAAGUACCAGCUGGAAUCGAAAGAUCUAAACGAUGAUCUCACUGGUUUCUGUGAUUGCCACCGCCUCGGCUACUAGCACCGUGCUUGCCAUGUGCUCCAGCAAGGAUCGUCAAGCGGACCGUAAAAAGACUAAGAAGGGUUCCGGAUCCAAGUCUUCGCGUGUUUCUUCGAAGUCCCAUAGAUCCUCAAAAACCAACAAGAGAUCUGGAAAAUCUGGAAAAUCUGGAAAAACUGGAAAGUCUGGAAAGUCUGGAAAAUCAAGCCGUGGAAAAUCAUCAAAAUCUAAGAAGCCUUCCAAAUCAAAGGCCGGAGUUCUUCCAAUCCCCGGAGCCGCAGGAGGUCCCAAGUCUGAAUCGAAGAAGCUCAGACGUGAUAGCACGGACAAGUCAAAGUCACAGAGAUCCAAAAGAUCUUCGAAAUCUAAGAAAUGCGACAAGUCCUCCAAGAAGUGCGACUUGAACAAGGCUAAGAACCUCUGCCCAACGGUUAACCAGGCAGAUGUUUCCGACGUGUCCAUCAAAUCGGACUCCGGUGAGAAAUCCGAAAAGUCGAAAGCUCUGAAGUUGGUUCCCAACCAGUCGAAGUACACAUUCCCGGAGGGACAGGGUUCUGCUUCAGUGAAGACGUCGACUCUUCGUGCAUCGCCCAACAAGCUUCCAUUCGCAACGACCGGAGGAGUUCAGACAGUCAGCAUUGCCAACAACACCAAGUCGAGAAAGGCAUUUAAGGUCAAAACUUCCGACAACCUUCUCUACCGCGUCAACCCAGUCUUCGGAUUUGUUGAGCCCGGUGACAAGCUUUCGAUCGAUGUGCUCCGUCAUAAUGGAGUCGAGAAGACUGAUCACUUGAUUGUUCUCACAUCCAAUGCUUCUGCUGAGCAGAAUUGUGCCAGGGGAGUCUUUGAGAGUGAUCCACCACGCGAGCUCACCGUCAUUCCUUUGGUUGCCAACUAGAUUGUGCCUAGACCUCCAUCAUCUGACUCCAAAAGAAAAAGUUUCUCGAAAAAGAUUUUUUGAUCGUGUGUGAAGAGUAUGAUGAAUUGAUUUGAAUAAAAAUUUUGAUGAAGGUGA